This is a messenger RNA of Daucus carota subsp. sativus, 1702 nucleotides long. RefSeq names its product ent-kaurene oxidase-like. NCBI's taxonomy places the organism in Eukaryota, Viridiplantae, Streptophyta, Magnoliopsida, Apiales, Apiaceae. The transcript is spliced from 8 exons. The coding region runs from base 62 to 1549 and encodes 495 amino acids. Gene Ontology annotation, biological process: gibberellin biosynthetic process. Gene Ontology annotation, molecular function: ent-kaurene oxidase activity; heme binding; iron ion binding. Gene Ontology annotation, cellular component: endoplasmic reticulum; chloroplast outer membrane. The record is from RefSeq and is a predicted model, not a curated record.
UAAAUAGUUGAUAUGCUUGUCAUAAUUCUAUAACUGCACUACUAGUUGUCACUGAAAUAAAAUGGAUGUAGUUGUAGCUGUUGGUGGUUUCCCUCUCUGGUUCCGAAAAACAUUUGUCGAUCAUAAACAGAAAUCACCCACAAAUCUCCCGCCUUUACCAGAGGUGCCGGGGCUUCCAUUAAUCGGGAAUCUGCUGCAGCUGAAAGAGAAGAAACCCCACAAGACAUUUACCAAGUGGGCUGAGACAUAUGGCCCUGUUUACUCCAUUAAAACUGGUUCUAACACUGUUGUAGUCCUCAAUUCCAAUGAUGUGGCCAAGGAGGCUAUGGUAACAAGAUUCCCUAUCAUCUCAACUAGAAAGCUUACAAAAUCUGUGAAGAUCCUCACUCAUGACAAAUCAAUAGUGGGAGUAAGCGAUUAUAAUGAGUUUUACAAGACAGCAAAGAGACAUAUGCUAACACAUAUUUUGGGACCAAAUGCUCAGAAGAGAAAUCGCGUCUACAGAGAUGCCUUGAUUGACAACACAUCAGACCAGCUGCACGCCUUGUUCAAGAAUUCUCCUCUUGAGGCUGUAAAUUACAGAGAGCUAUUUCAGUUGGGACUUUUUGGAAUGGCAAUGAAGCAAACCUUCGGAGAGGCUGUGGAAUCCAUUUAUGUGCAUGAACUAGGAAAAUCAAUGUCGAAACAUGAGAUGGUCAAAUGUCUAGUUACUGAUAUGCUGGUCGGUGCAAUUGAUGUUGAUUGGCGAGACUUUUUCCCAUAUCUAAGUUGGAUUCCGAAUAGAGAUUUUGAAAAAAAAAUCGAGCACAUGGGUAUGCUUAGGAUGAAAGUUAUGAAUUCCUUGGUUCAGAAAACUAGAAAACAAAGUGCUUCAGAAGAGGGUUUGCAGUGCUAUCUUAAUUACUUGGAAUCUGAGGAGAAAUCGCUAUCUGAGAAGCAAAUUCAAUUAUUGCUCUGGGAAGUGCUUGUUGCAACAUCAGACACUCCUGUGGUCACAACUGAAUGGGCCUUGUAUGAACUUGCUAAUGAUCCAAAGCGGCAGGAUCGACUAUAUGAGGAGAUCAGCAGGGUGUGUGGCUCUGAGAAAAUCACGGAGGAGAAGCUGCCUCAGCUACCUUACCUCUAUGCAAUAUUCCAAGAGACCAUCAGAGCGUACAGUCCAAUUGCAAUAGUUCCUUUACGUUAUGUGUGUGAGGACACUGAAUUAGGAGGCUACUUUGUUCCUUCUGGAAGUGAGGUAGCCAUAAACAUCUACGGGUGUAAUCACGACAAGAAUGUGUGGGAGAAUCCUGAAGAGUGGAAUCCGGAGAGAUUCAUGGAAGAAAAUUCUGAUACCAUGGAAUUGCACAAGUCGAUGGCCUUUGGAGCGGGAAAGAGAGUGUGUGUUGGAGCUCUUGAGGCAAUGACAAUCUCUCGGCUGACGAUUGGCAGACUAAUACAAGAGUUUGAGUGGAGAUUGAAGGAUGGUCAGGUGGAUGAUGUGGAUACUGUAGGCCUUACAUCCCGCAAACUCCAUCCCAUGUUGGCGCUCAUAAAGCCAAGAAAAUGAUUGAUAGAAUCAAAAUUAUUAGAAUAAGCUGUUCAUGUUGGAUGUGUAUUUGGUUCCUUGACUAGUUGUUGCUCAGGUGAGCAUGCAUUUCAGCUUCCCUGAGCACUAUAUGUUUUCAUUUAGAUCAGCAGCAGUUUAAAUUAUGUGAUUUCA